AUGGGGAAAAUUUUAGGAAAUGGUUUGGUGUUUGUCAUGAUGAUGUUGUUGGUGGUAGUGCAGAUGGGCAAUGGCCGAAAGCUUGUAAAAGAAAUGCCUGGUGGUGGAUUCGGUGUUGCAGUUAGCUUUACUAGAGUUGGUGAUGAACUUGACGGACUAGAUCAGUCCAGUUCAGCAAAUGGUAUUGGUGCUGCUUCUGGUUCUGGCCAAGGUGGAGGUGGAGGUGGAGGUGGAGCUGAAGCUGAAGGAGGUGGUUAUAAAGGUGGAUGGGGAAAAGCCAAAGCAUAUGGAUUUGGUUCCGGUAACGGUAAUGGUAUGGGUAGUGGUAUUGGUAAAGGUGUUGGCAAAGGUGGUAAGGAUCACAGAUGUUAUAAGGGUAGAAAUUGUGAUAAGGGUUACGAAUGUGAUAAGGGUCAUGGUUGCAAUUGA
Molecule: messenger RNA, 429 nt
Organism: Salvia miltiorrhiza (redroot sage)
Lineage: Eukaryota; Viridiplantae; Streptophyta; Magnoliopsida; Lamiales; Lamiaceae
Product: putative glycine-rich cell wall structural protein 1
Exons: 1
Coding region: 1-429 (142 amino acids)
Source: RefSeq, a predicted model, not a curated record